Messenger RNA from Bolinopsis microptera, 2840 nucleotides. RefSeq lists its product as uncharacterized. Bases 18 to 1793 code for a protein of 591 amino acids. The record is from RefSeq and is a predicted model, not a curated record. NCBI's taxonomy places the organism in Eukaryota, Metazoa, Ctenophora, Tentaculata, Lobata, Bolinopsidae. The transcript has 3 exons.
UGUUGAAGUGUCAGGUAAUGUCAGUACAGAGAAGGAAUGUGACAAGUCUGAGGAAUACCAACAAUCCUAGGUUCCAACGAACCAUAGAUAGUCCUGGCAGAGACGUCCGCAAAUCGAACGGCAAAAUCCGGAUAACUAUCUCGGCAGAUGACACCAGUAACAAAUCCGAUAAACCCGGAGCUCCUUCCUCUAGUCAUUCUGAUGGUCAACACUUUCGUGACCAAAGUCGACUAGGUAGACCGCAAGAGAAUGACCGGGAGAUUGAUCGUCAAAGACGGUCAGACCACGCUGUUCCACAGAAAAGACAGAGCCCCCCUCGUGCUCGAACGUCAAAUCAUUCGAGACAAUUUGCAAGUACAAGCAACAAUAAUAGAGACAACCAUAGAUCAGUGACUAAUGAGGAGAUAACGAGAAAAAGGAGAAACGUGUACAGUCCGGCGAGAACCUUCAGUGAUAAAACUUCAUAUCGUAUUUCUGAUACGAAGACUGAUUCUAGGGGUCAGUUAAACCACAGGGCCGAGCGGAAUUGUCAGUUCAAAAGUGGUGGCGUAAGUUCUCAUGAUCAUAGCAGAUUGAACGGAUCUCAUGGCAAAAGUGCCAGAUCGACCAAUGAAUCGUUACAUAACAACAACCAUAGGCCUUCGAGAGGCUUAAACAGAGACAACAGACAGCAGGAAGUUCAACAUAGUGAAACUGUGCCAAGUUUAUCCAGAGCAAGACGACGAAACUCCUUCACAAAUGGUAGGAGAAGAUCAGAUCAUUUGAUACCUUCCAAGAAAGUUGACAGAUAUCAUAAAGUCCAAACGUUUAAUUCUGUCGACUCUAAAGCUGCUGCUGUAUCUCCUACGUCCUCUUCAAGUUCAAACGACGAGAAAGCUAUAAGAAUGCAACUUUUGAAGGACAAAUACGACUCCGGAUCUAGAAGACGUGAUUCUGACGAAGUUUCUUUCGUCAAACAGGAAUUUCAUAAUCAUCUUGACGACGAAAUUUUCAACCCGCCUUCAAAAGGAAGAAGACAAAGAGCUUCCCCUGUUGAAGACAAAUAUCGCGAGGAAGCAGUGUUAGAUUCGAGGAAACGCAAAUCGGAUCUAAAUCAAUAUCGUAGUACUGUAACUAAUGGUAAAGAUAGGCGAAAAGCAACGAAGGGCAAACCUAAAAAAGCUCUCGGUCUUAUAAAAGAUGAUGGCUUGGACUAUGAUCCUGUUUUGCUUAACAAGAAAUAUGAUGAAUAUAAAAGGAAGAAAGAUGAUGUGACUGUAAGCAGCAGCAGUUCUUCUUCAAAUUCCUCUUCUUCCUCAAACUCUUCCUCCACCUCGUCUACAACCUCCCUCGAUGUCACUGCUGAUUUGAAACGAUCUCGCUGGAACUCUGGAUCAAGCAACGGCAGCUCUAACAAGGCUUCCGAAUCAGCUGCCUCCAAGCCUUUCGGACCUCCCCUUGCAGACCCAGAUGUUUUGCUAAAGAUCAAGCCAGCAAGUCGGGAGAGCUUGAUUCGACAGAGGAACUGCAAAUACUGUGCCCUAUUCCUGAAGACCAAGGACGAUGUUGACAGGCACACCAUGACUCAUCGUCACAGGGUGGUCACUGGAGAGUACUUCAUUGAUCGUGAGUACCUUAUAGGACCCCCUUAUGCUGGAGACAGGGUACAAUGUACUAUUUGUAAUGCUCCGGUGGGAAAUGGAGUCUCUAUUGACAGGCACGAGGAUUCUAGUCAACAUCGACAGCAGCUUCAUCGCUGGAUGGCUCGUCAACAGCCAAAACCACCUAUCAAGUAUUAUAUUGAGCCUAAUUGAUUGUGAUCUUGUUACAAACUCUAGUUAAUAAGUUAAUUGAUAGAGAUAACGUUUUUCCCAAAGAAAUCCUUCAAUUAGGUUUUGCUGAACUGAUUUAAUUUUCGGGCUUUCAUCUAAUCAGCAUUAAUCUAGACGUCACAAUUUGUUAAAAGAGUAUUACAAAGAAUUAGUUAAAAGUUUGCAUGUGAUAAUAAUAAUAUAUUGGUAUGGGUUUACUUAAUUUUUUGAUGAUGGACAAGAAAUUGAGACUUUCUUUUUUUGGCUAUAAUAGUCAGAUUUAUAGACCAGAUGCUUACAAUUUGAAACCGUUUUGGUACCUUUUCUAAUGAGCUUCAUUAAGAAGGUGCCCGUGGCAGUCUGAAACCCGAAUGACAAGAAAUAUUUCAGGCUUGUCCACGUAGACUGCAUGUUUUUGGCGAUUUAGUAAAAAUUCUCGUGUGUAUUUCUGACGGUAUCUUCAAAAUUAAGUAGGUUUCUGCUGGUAUGUAUGUAGACUGUUCAAUCAUACCAAAUAAGAAAUCUAUCAUAACCAUCCGGAUGCAUCCGGUCUGAUGAUGGAACUAAAGAUUUCGCUAUUUUGAUAAGAUAAGAGCUUCCACUGUUACCACUGAUUUGAGUAUAAUUUGUCACUUUAAUUGAUGUAAACGAUCUGAUGAAAAAUAUUAAUUGAAAUUCUCUUAAUGUAUUUGUUACAUUUUGUAUUAUAUAAUAUUGUCACACUAAAUUGUCAUAUAUAUUACAAUAGUAAACUUUUUUGGCGGCUGUUGAACUGUUGUCAGUGUAACUAUUCCAUUGUCAUCUUGAGAGCUUUUUUACUUAAUAUUUACUUACUGGCAAUAGUAAAUUUUCUGUAAGAUCUGAUGUAAAUGAUGAUUGUACUUUGGCACUCUUACCAAAUUAAGAGUUGCAGAAAUUACUCUCAGUUAGGUAUUGAAGGACGUUAAAAGUUUGAAAACAUAGACUCUGUUGGGGAAGUGUGCCAUGUUUAUUUUUACAUGUGAUAUCCAUUGACCAAUCAUAUUUUAGCAGCGACCAAUUAAAUUUCAG